AUGAGUUCCUCUCAGAAAGAUUCUCUUGAUACUAAAGUUGAAACCUUAAUUAAAACUAAAAAAAAAUAUGAAAAAAUGAAAGAAAGAGUUGACAAAUACUUUAAUGAACAAGAAGAAAAGUUAUCUGAUGAAAAAAAAAAUGAAUUUAUUGAUAAAUGUCUCGAGACAUAUAUUGAAGAACAUGGAAAAGAAGUCGAAUCUAUUAAAAAUAUAAAAGAAAAUAUCUUAACUUUUUUAUCAGAGAAUUUUUUUGUAUCAUUAGAAGAUGAUCUUUAUAAAACUAAAUACAAAGAAAUCUAUAAUAUUUUUUUUACCGAUUUUGGAGAAUCUCCAGAUAAAAAAAAUAAUCUAGAAAACCACUAUUAUGCAUUCGAUUAUUAUCCAGAUGAUGAAAGCAGAAAAUAUCAAGAUAUUUACAAUAAUAUAGUAGUUCGUCCUGAUGGAACUCCACGAUUACCCAGAAGAGAUUCAGAAUAG
Molecule: messenger RNA, 477 nt
Organism: Dentiscutata heterogama
Lineage: Eukaryota; Fungi; Glomeromycota; Glomeromycetes; Diversisporales; Gigasporaceae
Source: the annotation of a GenBank genome assembly